Penicillium subrubescens is the source of this 769-nucleotide messenger RNA. Its product is annotated as 60S ribosomal protein eL30. Gene Ontology annotation, cellular component: cytosolic large ribosomal subunit. The transcript is spliced from 3 exons. The record is from RefSeq and is a predicted model, not a curated record. The coding region runs from base 63 to 383 and encodes 106 amino acids. NCBI's taxonomy places the organism in Eukaryota, Fungi, Ascomycota, Eurotiomycetes, Eurotiales, Aspergillaceae. Gene Ontology annotation, molecular function: structural constituent of ribosome; RNA binding.
CUUCAUUCUCGUACUAUCGCCAACCACCCAACACUCCAAAAAAACCCCCAAAAUCCAUCAUAAUGGCCAAGACCAAGAAGUCCGGUGACACCCUCGCCUCCCGCCUGGCCCUCGUCAUGAAGUCCGGCAAGGUUACCAUGGGUUCCAAGUCCACCAUGAAGACCCUCCGCUCUGGCAAGGCCAAGCUGGUCCUCAUUGCCGGUAACUGCCCUCCUCUGCGCAAGUCCGAGCUUGAGUACUACGCCAUGCUCGCCAAGGUGCCCGUCCACCACUUCAACGGCAACAACAUCGAGCUCGGCACUGCUUGCGGUAAGCUCUUCCGCUGCUCCACCAUGGCUGUCCUCGAUGCCGGUGACUCCGACAUCCUCAGCCGUGAGGCUUAAAUGCAACUCGAAAGUGUUGCAUUCUGAAAAGUCACGACUUAUGACGUCGGGCCGGCUGGCCCUGUUCCUCAAGCCCGCAUCGGACUCGGUGUUUUCAGGGUGAAAAAAAAGGAUGAGGGUUUAAUGGCGACCCCAGAAGUAGUCUUGAAUCACAAAAAUUUACUUUCUUCAAGAGAGCUACCGCUUUCAUGUUGAUAUAAUAAUGCCUCCAUUGUAUUCUUUCGUGUAAUUAGCGACAAUUCACCAUGCCGAUUUCCUGUGAUCUGCAUGAUUUUACCCUCCCCCGCUUAAAGUCGUCCGGAUAUUCAUCGGAUUGCCCAGACUGGCCACCCCCACGCCAUGCUUGCGGGGAAACUAGAGUAUCCACCUGAAUUCUUGUAAUCACC